CACGUCAUGUGAAACUGUGCGCUACGUGAUUUCCUCCAUGGCGCACAUCCUAUUGCAAAAUAACGUGAACUGAACGCUGAUGGGAACCACUUUAAACAGUUUAAUUGAAAAACUAUUGGGCUAAAAAACAUUUUUAGUCAGUAAAUUGACAAGAGCUAAACGCCGCCAUUGGUCGCGUCGAAUUUGAAUCGCAGCGGAGGUGUCAUCAUAGCAAAAUGUCAGCAUAUGCUCUAGAUUUUUCCCUCGUCAUCUCUUUUCUAUUGCAAUAGAUGGACUCUGUCAUGAAUUAUGAAAGAUCCAGCGUAGCAAUAUUUCGCAACGAUGGAAGUGGCAUAAAUUAUUGCUGUCAAACGUUAUUUUAUCCUUUGAGCAUCACGUGAGUAAAUUUUGAAACAACUUUCAAAUUUUGUGUCCUUUUGGGGUUGAAGGACUCCAAUAUUUUUCAAUACUAGAAUAAAAUCUUCUAGAUGCAUCAGCAGCCUUGAAUUUUCAACCUAAUUUUCUGACGUAAAUGGAUCCAGGGAUAAUACAUAUGUAGAUGAAUUCUUACACUAUCAUAUGUUGCAAAUCUAUACCAGUGGCAAUUUUUCUCGGGAUGACUACGACUAUGAUCGUGCCAGAAAAAUCAUAAAUUAAAUAUGUUCGCUUGACGCAUUCAAAAUAAUAGUUUUACAAUUUUUGACUUAUUAGCUUUCUAUACCUGAUUUUAUCUUGCGGGAAAAGACAUUGUAAAAUCAGUUGAGUCCAAAAUGCAGCUCGAGAAAGGAUAAUUUUCUUCCAUUCCAUAAGAAAAUUUGUCACAUAAAACUGGUUUGUGCGCAAUGGCAUCGCUAACGAUGACCCCACGUUAAACUCUAAUAGUUUGUAGAAGAAAUAAAUUAAGCAAUGCUAAUUUUAAUUUAGUUCUCACUGCCUAUGUAAUUUAUUUUCAUUGACAGUGACAUCAUCAGCCAGAAUUCGUGAUAAAGGUAUAAUCUAAUGAAUGAGUCAGUAAAUCAUUUUCAUGGACCGCAGAAAAAUAGACAGGUGUGCUGCUGACGCGGAGGAUGCUUUGGCUCGCAUAUAAAACCUCGCAGCCGCUGGUUGCUCAUUCAUUUCUAGCGUAGAACCAAAUGCUACAGUUCAGAAAGAUGCUAGUUCUGCUGUUUAUGCUGACAUCAACUCAGUCGCGGUGGAAACUACUAGUUCAAAAGCUAAAUUACAAGCGGAUAAUUCGAAAAUGGCUAUAAGCAACUACCAAAACAUUAUCAAUGUUUUUGAUGGCUCUAACCCCAACUUUAAAAGACUUGCUGACAAGCAUCAUCUUAAUAAACGAGCCUUUGAUUUGUCCACUGCAACACCUAGGCAGUUCCCAUGGAUGGCUCUCAUCAUUGCUGAAAAUGGUCAAGUUUUUAGCGGAUCCUUAAUAUCGGAUCAGUGGAUUCUCACUUCUGCGUUCUACUGCUCAUUGAAAAAUAAUAUAAUGAAAAACAUAAGCUCUAUAAUCUUGGGUGCCGUCGACUAUUCCUUCAUUCAGCAAUAUACAGCGAUAACAGAAACAUCUAAUUACACUUGCUACGUACACGAGCUUUACGACCCAUAUAAUGUGACAAACGUCCACACCUUAGCUCUGAUCAAAAUGCUACAACCGGUCACUUUUACAGUCAACAUAAUGCCCAUAAAACUUCCUUCUGUAAAUGAUGCCACGAAGGAUUUUACUAAUGUUUUGAUGACACUUUGUGCAUUUAGGCAAAUGAGCUCUUGUUAUACUUUUGACACAUACAGCGAUUCAUUAACCUUCUCUCUGAAGUACAAAGAAUGGCUGGGGGUUAGCCACGUAGAGUGCUCUACAAACUUGCAAAACGUUGCAAUUCAUUUGGUUACUACUCUGCCUGACGCCAAAAUCUGUGCACUAGACAACACCGAUGUAAUCUGUGAUGGUGUUGAAGGUGGUCCUUUAGUCUACAAGAACCAAGAUGGAUCUUGGGUUAUUGCGGGCAUUAACACAUUAGCAAUUCUCAACUGUGAUUACCUUGACGGCAACCUGACAGUCUUUACCCGUGUUAGCUCAAAUCUUGAUUGGAUAUCUUCGAUAACUGGAAUGGCGCUCCCAGUAGGAUCAACUAGCACACCAAAAGCAACCACUGGAAAGCCCUCAACUACCACAAGUACUACUAAACCGACCUCUACUGGAAAAACCACCACGACCACUAAACCAUCGAGUACAAAGAAAACCACCAAGACCACAACCAAGACUAGCACCAAAACCACCACAAAAACCACCACUAAAACCUCCCCGAAAACCUCAACAACUAAGAAAUCUAGCAGCACCACCAAAAAAGCGUCUGGCUAAAAUUUACUUUGAUUUCAUGCUUUGACAUCUGGUAAUGUUUGAAAUAUACGAUCUAUAAAUUGGCAAAAUUUCAACUUUGACAAAAAAAGAGAAUUUUUUUAUCACAUAUAUGUAAUACACGUUGCAAAGUUUUGAAAUAAUUCUAAAGAAA
Messenger RNA from Cloeon dipterum, 2483 nucleotides. Its product is annotated as chymotrypsin-like elastase family member 2B. NCBI's taxonomy places the organism in Eukaryota, Metazoa, Arthropoda, Insecta, Ephemeroptera, Baetidae. The transcript is spliced from 10 exons. Gene Ontology annotation, biological process: proteolysis. The record is from RefSeq and is a predicted model, not a curated record. The coding region runs from base 1220 to 2332 and encodes 370 amino acids. Gene Ontology annotation, molecular function: serine-type endopeptidase activity.